AUGAAGACGACGGCGACAGCAUGGGCAGCCGCUCUGGCGGUCAUGUCCAUCAGUGGACCAUUCACAGUAGCGGAGGCUGCGCCCGCUCAACCUCAGCAACAGGACCAGGAACGACCCAAGUACUACUUUCCCCGGCAUGUGAAACGGCAAUACCCCAACAUCACCUCAUUCACAUCGAGCUCCUCAAGUACCAUCGACAGCAGUACGGUUAGCCCAAGUUAUGAGUCGACCACGAGCAACGGCGAAGGGCGGCCUCACGUCAGGCCCACUUCUGCGUUUGAAAGUUUAUUCGAGCCCUUGGUCGAUGCGAGUAGCAGUUCGAGUUGGUCCAGUUCGAGUUCAACUUCAUCCAGCUCUACGCCUCCGCCGCCGCUGCCGCCUCGAAACACCACAUCGAGCAGUUCAACGAGCUCCAGCACGCACCUCACAACAUCGACGAGCGAAGGUUCCACUACGGCACCACCAGGCUAUGAACAAUCAUCUUCUAGCUCGUCAUCUAGCUCAAGCGCUUCGCCACGCUUCAACCCGGAACCAUUGGGCAAUAUCACUUUGCCCAUAACUGGUCCCACUGGCGGCUCUUCUGCUCCAUACGGCUUGCCAUCCACUUCCCGCAAUGCCUUUAACCCGUUCAUUGCUGGCACUGGCUUGCCGUCGGUGGUUACUGUAUCCCCAUCGCCGGUCCCUACCAACUCCACAUCGACAAGCUCCUCACACUCCUCGCGUCCCUUCACGUACGGCAGCUCGCGAGAUGAGAGGCCACCGCCUGAGUCAAUCAUUCGCCCAACAUUUUCGGCCCAGUCGCAGAACACCACCACAUCGUCCACAUCAAGGACAGCUCAGUUUAACCCACCACGACCAGAAGGCACCGGCACGGGUAUUCCUCAGGUGAUUGUUCCUGCUACGUCUAGCAGCCGAACUGCUGCCAACUCGACGACAACGUCCUCCAGCACACGCGAAGCUCCGAUCAUUGUUGGCAUCUCGACCAUUCUGGAGAGCUCUGCUGUGGCCUCUGUUGUGCCCCCUCUUGGCACUGGGUCGCCACGUGUAAACACUACCGCCAAUGCGACAUCGGAAGCUACCAGCACGACCUCCAGCAAUGAUGGAGACGAUGGUAUAUUGGCUGGGCUCUUGCCAGGUUCAGACGAGACGAGUGCCUCUACCAAUGUUACUAGCAGUACUAGCACGACCAGAGAAGGCCUAGUGGGCGGCCUCCUACCGAACCCAACGGACUCCGGCUCGACUACAAGGCCUGAUCUUGGACUGCUCCCAAAUCCAACCGGGACAGGAUCUACGUUCGCAGUCACUGGCACGUCGCCUACACUUUCGCGACCAUCCGCAACAGGCACUACGGACACCAUCUCCAGCGUCGUGUCUUCUGUGAAGUCUGAGGUGUCCAGUGCUGCUUCGUCCAUCAUCUCAGAGGCAGGCGCCAACUCUACGACCGGCGAUGCAUCCAAAGCACUCGAGGAGCUCGCAUCGUCACUUAGUGUAGAGUUGUCGAGCGUUGCGGCUACCGCGACCGACUCUAAGGUCACUGCAUCAAUGGCGUCUGAGUUCUCCGGCAUCUUGUCCAGUGCGGCAGCAUCCAUCGCAGAGCACAACUCUACCUCCAGCCCAGCUUCAGUCAGCGCGACUGCCACUGUCGAGACUUACACUGGUACUGGCACGAGCGGUAGCUACACGCUGAGCACGAUCACAGGGACAGGUUCAGGCACGACUGUCAUUCCUAUCCCGCCGCUACCAACACCGACCUCUGACUCUUCGCGCACAUCGGGAUCAUCUGGCUCAUCCGCAUCUUCAUACGCCUCAUCCGAUCUGGCCAGCCUUUCGUCGCAGGCAUCGUCUCUGGCUUCAACGGCCACGGCUAAUGCCACCAGCACCGAGGGCUCGACACAUUCCACAUCUGUACCCCUGACGACUGGAGCAACGUUGACUCUGUCGAGCACUUCCUCGUACACAGCAUCAUCAGGCUCAGGGAAUGGAACAGAGCCUGCUACUGAGAGCGUUACGCCCACGGCUUCGUCUACCAGGCCAUCAUCAAGCGAGUCAUCCACAUCGCAGACCUUGAUCUUUGCUCCUACCACUUCAUCAACCGUCGCACCAAGCACGACAGCGACAACGACUGAGCCCACGAGCACCAGCUCUCGCAUAGUCUCAAUAGUGCCGACUGGAACAGAUACGGCCACGACUUACAGCAUUCCGUCUUCUUUGCAAUAUGCGCCGACUCUCACGCCAUCAGCAACGCCGACAGGCACUCAGACCGCAAGCCAGUUCGGUAUUGACAGUACCACGUCUACUGCAUCAACUGGCAUGCCCUCUGCUAUGCCAAGGCUUGUUCAACCUCCUGGUGGGAUGCCUCCAGCUCCGGACAACACCACUCUGAUCCAGAUUGGCUUCAAUUAUGGUCUGAAUUACGCCUUUGUUGUCAAGACUGACGACUCUGCCGCCCAAAUUUUCCAGUACCUACCUAUGGGUCUUGCGAGUGGCUUGGCGAUCCCAGUCGAGAAAGUGAGGAUGAACGCCCUUAUGCCUUUCGACACUUCGCAUACCUUGAGCUUCAUCACAACUCUGGCGCAAGCGUACAUCCCAGCGGACUUGGUCAACCAGCUUCAGCUCGAUUUGCACAACCCUGCCUCAAACAUCUACCAGAACGGCGACGCAACCGUGCAGCAGUUGAUGGCCAUGAUCAACCCUACCAUCCCGAUCCUUCCUGGGGCUAACCUGGAGGAAGGGACGCGCGAUGCACUUCCUAGUUACAACAACCCUUCAGGCGAAUCUACAUCCUCCAACCCACGUGGUGGAGGUGCGCCUAUUGGUGGCGACUCCGGUAGCUCCCAGAAGGUCAACCGUACCUCAGUCGGUAUUGGUGUCGGCGCUGUCGCCGGUGCCGCUGUGUACGCAGCGGCCAUGUUCUACGUCGCCCGACGCUACCGCAAGAAGAGGGCAUCCCACUCCCGCACCAGCUCCGUACCAACUGCUGCACUCGGCGAGAUGAGCCAACGCGGCUCUCCAGCACUGUCCGGCGGCGGUAUGGGCAGCUACUUCAUGUCCGGCGCCAACGGUCGCGGAUCAGCGUCAUCACCCAGUGGUAGCAACAAUGGGCGAGGGAACAGCUACGGUAGCGGCAGUGGUGGAAGAGGAAGCAGAAACAGCGGCGGUAGCGGCAAUAACCGCAGUGUGCGAGAACAGGGUAUUAGUGCGCCUGUCAUGGCUGAGAAUAGCUUGGGAUGGAAUUAG
Fulvia fulva is the source of this 3237-nucleotide messenger RNA. Its product is annotated as Cell surface sensor MSB2. Bases 1 to 3237 code for a protein of 1078 amino acids. The record is from RefSeq and is a predicted model, not a curated record. Lineage: Eukaryota; Fungi; Ascomycota; Dothideomycetes; Mycosphaerellales; Mycosphaerellaceae. Gene Ontology annotation, biological process: establishment of cell polarity; signal transduction involved in filamentous growth; fungal-type cell wall organization. Gene Ontology annotation, cellular component: extracellular region; site of polarized growth; plasma membrane. Gene Ontology annotation, molecular function: osmosensor activity. The transcript has a single exon.